Messenger RNA from Numida meleagris (helmeted guineafowl), 8524 nucleotides. RefSeq names its product calcium/calmodulin dependent protein kinase ID (gene CAMK1D). The coding region runs from base 141 to 1322 and encodes 393 amino acids. The transcript has 11 exons. Gene Ontology annotation, biological process: peptidyl-serine phosphorylation. The record is from RefSeq and is a predicted model, not a curated record. Gene Ontology annotation, cellular component: intracellular anatomical structure. Gene Ontology annotation, molecular function: calcium/calmodulin-dependent protein kinase activity; ATP binding; calmodulin binding. NCBI's taxonomy places the organism in Eukaryota, Metazoa, Chordata, Aves, Galliformes, Numididae.
GAGGAGGAAGAAAAAAAAAAAAAAAAGAAACAGCAGCAGCAGCAGCAGCUGCCGCCGCGGCAGAAGAGAAAGCAAAAGCCGCACGGCGGCGCGGGGCCGGCCGGCAUCCGCGGGGCUGCGCGGCGCUGCGCGGAGCGGCCAUGGCCCGGGAGAACGGAGACGGCGGCGGCUCCUGGAAGAAGCAGGCGGAGGACAUCAAGAAGAUCUUCGAGUUCAAGGAGACGCUGGGGACGGGCGCAUUCUCUGAAGUUGUUUUGGCUGAAGAAAGAGCUAGUGGAAAACUAUUUGCAGUCAAGUGCAUUCCCAAGAAGGCACUGAAGGGGAAGGAAAGCAGCAUAGAGAAUGAAAUUGCAGUCCUGAGGAAGAUCAAGCAUGAGAAUAUAGUUGCUCUGGAAGACAUCUAUGAGAGCCCAAACCAUUUAUACUUGGUCAUGCAAUUAGUAUCUGGGGGAGAGCUUUUCGACCGUAUCGUUGAGAAAGGGUUCUACACCGAGAAGGAUGCCAGCACCCUGAUCCGGCAGGUCCUGGACGCAGUCUACUACCUGCACCGAAUGGGCAUUGUCCACAGGGACCUCAAGCCCGAGAACUUGCUUUACUACAGCCAGGAUGAAGAGUCAAAAAUCAUGAUCAGUGAUUUUGGAUUGUCUAAGAUGGAGGGUAAAGGAGAUGUGAUGUCCACCGCCUGCGGAACUCCUGGCUAUGUUGCUCCUGAAGUGUUGGCCCAGAAACCCUACAGCAAAGCCGUAGACUGCUGGUCCAUCGGGGUCAUUGCAUAUAUCCUGCUCUGUGGGUAUCCUCCUUUCUAUGAUGAAAAUGACUCCAAACUCUUCGAGCAGAUCCUCAAGGCAGAGUAUGAGUUCGACUCUCCAUAUUGGGAUGACAUCUCUGAGUCUGCUAAAGACUUCAUUCGGAAUUUGAUGGAGAAGGACCCUAAUAAAAGAUACACCUGUGAGCAAGCAGCACGGCAUCCUUGGAUUGCAGGUGAUACGGCACUCAACAAGAACAUCCACGAGUCUGUCAGCGCUCAGAUCCGGAAGAACUUUGCAAAAAGCAAAUGGAGACAAGCAUUCAAUGCCACAGCGGUCGUGCGACACAUGCGGCGGUUACACCUCGGCAGCAGCCUGGACAACACAAGUGCCAGCGUCUCGGGCACACUCAGCCUCGCUACACCGCUGCCCGAUGCAACCACCCGGAAAGAUUGUAUGUCUCCAUCCACUCUCUGUAGUUUUGUUUCAUCUGCUUCUUCAGGCGUUUCGGCGGUAGGAGGGGACCGGAGACCCAGACCCACCACAGUGACCACAGUGCACACAGGGAGCAAGUGAGAGCCUGGGUGGCCAGGAGCAGGCAGGCACAGGGCUGUGGAUUCCUCCAAGCCACCCCUCGCCCUGGCCUGCAUACUCGACGAAGGACUAGAAGAAAGAAGAUUUUUUUAUGGCCAUAUUUUAUACUGCAAUUCUGAAAUAUUUCAUUUAUCACAAACUGCAAUGACUCCAGGGGGAACGGAUCUAACAGUCUCUGGUGCUGUACAUAUAUAUACAUAUAUAUAAAUAUAUAUAUAUAUAUGUGAGUCUAGCAAUGUUCUAACUAAUGAACACUCAUUCUUUUCCCCAGUGAUAUUCUCUUUUCUCAGUGUAGGUAACAGUAUAUGUUGUUGGGUUUUUGUUUUUGUUGUUUUUCCAUUAACUACAAACAUCUCAACUGGAUUAUUUAAAUAGAGAAACUUUUCUGAGCAUUAUAUAUAUGUUUUCUUUUAAGAAGUACUUCCAGUCAUGUCCCUCCUCACAGUUUGCGGAGGAAUAUGCUGUUUCUGUAGGUAGGAGUUGGCGUUAACUUUGCAGCACAGGAGGAUUGCAAUGGCAUGCCAUUCCUUACUCCUCAGACUGGACUGCAAGUCUGUCUGGCUUCAGCAGACCUGCUGCUCAGAGUAAGAAACUGCUGCUUUCCCUCCCCUCCUCCUCCUUGAAAGCCAUGGGCAGAGUUCGGUUGCCACCAGCCCAAUUCCUGCAGAGCUGUGAGCCUGCAGUACCCUUGUUUGAGAGGAGUGGUUGGCACACAGUGCCUUUGAGGAGCAGACCAGAGCUGAGCAAACAAAACAGAGUAUCAUCCUCCAGCAAUUUCUCCCCUUGAUAACCUCUUCCACUGCGCAUUCUGGGCAGAGCAAAAGAAAAGGAAGACAUGGGGCUGAUAGUAGUAGUGUCCUCUGCCACCAACUCACUGUGCCGCCCUGGUGGAGGACAUUUAAUUCCCAGCCUCCCAGCCCAGCUUUGUAUUGGGAGCACACCCCGCCCCUGGUCGUUGCACCACAGCUGCAGAACACUCACAGCUUCAUGGAGCUUUGCCCGCUGCUGCUGAUGCUCAGCACCUGCCAGGGUCACCAGCCAAAAAUGAGGAUCAGGAACCAGAUAAAAAAUGUUUGGGCUUUAAUUUCUACAUGUCUCGGUUUCUACCCCUUGAAGAGGAGUGAUUCUUGCACCCCUCUAUAGAGCUCAUAUACAAAAGUUUACUCAAUUUCAAUUAUUUUUAAUUACUAAAUGCAUGCAUUUGCAGGCUACAAAUCCUGGUGCAUCAUCUAGGAACAGCCACCAUUAAUGUUGUGUAUACAUGCAUUAGCACACCUUGAAAUAGUGAGAAGAGCAAAUCUGCCAUCAUUUACCCCACUGCUUCACGUGACCCCAAACAGGUCCAUCCUCUACCAGAGGCACAAGCCUUGUGCUCAUUCCCAUGUUCACAUUUAUCCUGCACAAAAAUUGUGAAAGCCAGUCACAGACUGAGUGUAUCAGGCAAUAGUGACUAUACUGUGAAAAGCCAUAACAUACUUAUUUGUCAUUGAGACUUCAAAAUCUUGAUUCAGCUUCACUUGGUUUGCUUUGACCAGCAGAGCUGGGAUUUCAUCCGUCAUAUUUUGUGUUCUAUAUGCUGGAAAAGCAGGUGGCAGUGAGCACUAAACCUGUUUGAAGAGGCCACUCUUUUGGUGGCACUUGGUAGGGCUCCAGUUUCCUUUCUAUUAAGCUGUUCUACAUUUUCAGAGGACUGUAGCAUAUUUGAGUGAGUCUCCAUGCUUGGGACAGCUAUUAAUGCCUUCAGGAAUUAGCAAAGCCCUUUGGGUUGCAUGUGAUCAUUCAUGGGCACACUUGCUCUGCUGGUUGCUGUAGCAAAAUCAGAAAGACACAGUGUCCUUGUUUUAGGAAAGCUGCCACAUAUUGGUAGCAAAACUCCGUAUAAUUUCCCUUCUGAGGACUUCUGACCGAGAUUUGGGCAGACCAAAUGGCAGAGGGUGUCCCUGCUGCAAGUCAUGCCCAGACCAUUGUCACCAGGUACUCCUGCUCCUCUGACAAAGGGUCUUCCUGCAGUGGUAGCUGAAAACUGGUAAAAUAGAAUUUACACUCUUGCCAAGGCUGCUUUAUUUUGCCAGCCUGAGUAAGUAAGCCUUAGUUUAGGAGAGACAUCUAUCACACAAAUUUGAGUUAUUUUGAAUUACACAAUUCAAAAACACAAUUACAUAAACUCAACUCUGUUUCAGUUGUGUGCAUGUACGUGGGCAGUCUCCAGAUUAGGAGUCAGUGGAGUUCCCUGCAUUUACACUUGUGCAACCAAAAGCAGGAUUUGUUAAAGAGUAUUUUUCUCUUUGUCCAAUUGUGGUUGGAUAAAGAUGGUUGGGGCUCAGUGCUUCCUCUUCACGUUCUCUUCUGAAACUUGAGGUUUGAGCUUAAUGUAGUUGCUGAAGCCAUCAUGCAAAAUACAGCAUCCAAAUGCACCUUGCAGGAAAGAAAAAAAAAAAAAAAGGAAAGAAAAAGAAAAGAGAGAAGCAAAUGGAUUUCCAUCUGAAAACCAAUGAUCAGUUAUGGGAGCAAAAGUACACCAGCUGGCCCUCCAUGCUCAAGCUUUCUUUGUUUUUUACUGCAGGAGCAUUUCUUCCUUCCAAAUGUGCAGUUGAGUUUUUUAUCUAAUGUUCUGGAGUAGUUAUGUAAUUUAUCAUCAUUCUCAUACACUUGUUAACAACCACUGGGAUCUUAGCAUGAGCACUUAGAAGCAAAAUUGUUUCUUUAUUAUACAAUUUUGGGUGGUGGGAAGCUCUUCUUUUGCAUCAAUAAAACACAGCGGGAGACCUGACCAGGUUUGCCAAAUGCACAGAGAUAUCUCAAAACUGAGUCCCAAAGUAUCGCUUGGUUAAAAUUUCUCAGUUUAAACCUGACCAAAUCUGUUUACCAGGAUGACUUAGCAGCACCCAGACGAGAAGUGUUGGGGCUGGAGCUGUGUGUCCUUCAGCAGCACAGACUGGCACAGCAAACACUCCACUAUCACUCCAGUAAAUAGUGUGUGCACACGUGGAAGGGGCUGAUAGCCCAAAAGUAAGAGAUACUAAACAAAUCCAGACCUCGCCACACAGAGCAGGUAGAAAAAUCCUUCUGAGCUCUUUCCCAAUGGGCUGUCCUACUAAACAUGGUGUGAUUUACUCCUUGCAUGAGGACUUCAGCCUGGACUGGCCUGUCUGUUACUCUUCUGCUUUACUUGACUGGCACCAAUGCGUUUUUCACUUGUAACUUGUUUUCCUCAGCUCCUUCCCCUUCUUUUUCUUUGCUUGCAGCUUUGAUUGUUGAUUUUUACCUCCAGAGUCACAGAGGCCAUCUUUGAUGCCAACAACAGUGCUCUUGCUGGGAAAAAAAAAUACCUAAAAAUACAGAAAACCCUCCAGCUGGCCCUUAGCCUGCAGAAGAAGUGUGAGGACAGGCUGCCUGUGAACUCUGCGAGAUGAAAGUCAGUGUUGCAGUGGCAGGGGCUUACGCUGCUGAUUUUGCAUGUGACAUCAUUCCCAGUGCAUCCUAACUUCCUGCUGGAUCACCCCUUCUGCAGCACGGAGCGGACACUGGCCCCACCACACAGCAUGGGGAGAGCAGGAGGACAGGGAAACAUGGCAGUGAUGCUUUCCUGAGACUGUGUUACCCUGCUGGUGAUGUCUUUUUUGUCCUGGUUGCUUUUGUACAGGUGCCAUUAGAGUAGUGGUUUCAAAAAAAAAAAAAAAUAUAGGAUUUUACCUACUCCUUGUGUGUCUGUUGUGGUUGUGGUGCUGAAAUAAAACCAAGCAAUGCUAGAGAAAUGAACCACAGAAAGGGGUAUCAGCCCACUUGGUAGACAUCUUUAUGUAGUUCUACAGUAGGCAUUAGAAUCGAUUUUGCUCUGUGCAUGUUCCCUGCAUACCUCCAUGGAUACUGACAGUAUUUUUUCUAUGAGCAUUUUUUCUUCCUACUUAGCCCCAAGGAGCUUUGGAGCUUGUCCAAAGCAUGUGCCAGCCCUGGGAACCAGCACAGCCCCUGACUUCUGCCUUUUCUCCCAAUAUCCUCUGCAAAUCAGAGCUCAAGAGAUACAGUUGCAGCCAUCCCCAAGGCUGCCCUUCUUUAAGCAUGACUCUUCUUUUAGCAAAACAAGCUCCCAGAGAAAGCCAGACAGCUUUUAGCCAUCAGCAAGAAAGGAAGAUAUUGUCCUUCACCAUGAAUUUGGAGAUCAGCUAUAGGAAAAGCUCUGUUAAAAUUUCCCCAUUGAGUAAGAGCUCUAGAUCUGAGCAGUGCUAGCUAGGUGAACCCUACAUAAAAACACCAGGUUGAUUUUGCUGGUGAGUUCAUGCAGACUGUAGACUGUUGCUUUUUCUCUUUCUAAAGACCUGGAGGAUACAUAUACCUGCAAAAUAUCAGUUUCUAGGCAAAGCCCCAAGGUAUCUUCCAUGGAUGUUCCCACUUAAUGAGAUUACUUUUGUUCUUGCUCCUAUGCAUGUUUAUCUGGUUGAACUGGAGCCUGAAUGCAUCCCUGAAAUUAUUCAUGGGAAGGGAUUUUUGCCUUCGUUAUCACGCUUAUUUGCACUCAAAACUUGAUGCUAAGAAUUACACUCAUUCAAGCAAAGAGCAGAAACACACACAAAGAUGACUGCAUCCAAGGAAAACAGCAUCAAAAUCAAGCACAGAGGAUGAGCUGGCAACAGCUGAGCGCAGGAACCUGCUCACAAGCACUGUGCAAACAGUUUCCCCUGGUGCAUUGCUCAUCCCUGACUUCUUGCCCAGCAGCAGUUUUACAAAGCCCCUUUCAUUUCCCCCAACACCACCCUUCCCUGAAGCUGGGUCCUGCCUGUGCAUCCCUGUGCACAUGUGUGUAUGUGCAUGUUACAGCCCCAGGGAUCACAGGGCUCACCAGUGGGAAGCCAGGAGCUGGUUCAGGUUUUUUGGUCUUAGUGCUGUUGGAUCAAAGCUGUGUAAAUAGUGUUUAAAGCCAAGGAUAAAGGCUCUUUAUCCAGACUGAUUUUCGAGACCCCUUCCCCACCAUGAAGUGGGCCACUGCUCUGUCCAGUGAGCUAUUUUUUUCCUUCUUCUUCAUAAAUUAUAAGGUCAGAAGAGUGGCUCUUACAUUUUUCCAUGCCCUAGCGUGGAAUCAGGGCAUGUAUGCUCCCAAGCGCUGUGAAAAAACACUGCUAAUGAUGACAUCAAAAUGUCCAAUAGAUGCAUGUUACUGCACUGCAUGUAUUAAACUACUGUUCACUACUUUUGUAUUUCCCGAGCCUUUUCUUCAUGCACAUUCAAUCCAGCCUUUUUUUUUCAAGGUGUUUCUUCUAGGUUUUGUUUUCAAAUGACUCAAUGUAUCUGUAACUAGAAAUCCAUUGUUAAGUUUGAGUAAAUGCAAAAGCCAAUGUUUUGUAAACAAGAUACUGCAAAACCUGAUAAUGUAUUUUGACUUUCUGUGGAAUGCUCUGCAUGUACACAGCAUGCACAGGAAGAGUCACCAUCCAGAGCAGCUUAAAACUGUGCAGCAGUCACAUACACAUGUCUAGAAACAGGGAGUCGGGGAGGGUCCCUGUGAAUAUGAUGUCAAAAAGUUUGAUCUGCAUUUAAAAUACCUUCCUGGGUUGUCAGUACUCAGGUCUACCAAGAAGUAUGUCAGUGUGUCUCGUUAGGGUUGUGGGUUGGGAUUUUUGGUUCCCUUUUCUUCGUCAAAUCUUUGGCUGGUUUGCUCAAUUCUUAGUAUUUUUCUCUUCCCAUAAGAUAUUUCUUUCUUGCCUGUUGCAGAAUGAACUGCAUUGUGGGGACCAAGAUGCUGUGAUUAUUUGCCCAAACUAAUUAAGGCAGCAAGUUGAGCUAAUUAUGUCAUCAUUUCCAAAGCAUCAAGUAUCAAAGCACCUUCCCCAGUAUCACCACCUAAAUACUUGCACUCGGUCCUUCAACACCUCCAUGUAGCAGCACCACCGUUUACCCACAGAAGAGUUUGGAGCAGUACUUCUCCUUCUUCCACAUGGAAAUCAUGGCCUUGCCUUUUCUUCCCUCAACCACUGAUCCAUUUUCAUUUGUGCUGGUCUUUCUAUGGCAGAGCAGGGUAUAGGAUGGUCAUGUGGUGUUUUUAGGACACAUGGCCCAGUCCUUUUCUGAGAAUUGGUAGGGCAAUUGUCCCAGCUCCUCAGUGUUCACUGCUUUCAUGUGGAAGACGUUCAUUUUCCCAGAGCUCAAAACAAAGUCAGCUUGAAAGGUCGAGAAGUGGUCUUCUGAUAAGGGCAUGCCAAAUAGCUGGAGAGAAAGCACUGUGUUGGUGGUGUGGGGAGAAGGGAGCCCUCCUUGGAAGUUAUGUCAUGGACAAUUCCACGGUGGCUGAAAGAACCAAGAAGGCUUGAGCCUACCUUUGAGUUUGAUGCCCAGCCAGCAUGCUGUGCCAUUUCCAAGAAGCUGCCUACAAGCGUAAAAUUCAUCAUUAACAAUAGCUGUGAGUCACCCCAUCUCAGGCUGCUAUGGCAGCACGUGGUGUGAGGCUCCACGAGGAAGUGGACAUGUGCUGUGGUUCCCAGGGGGUGGGAGAUCCUAGGAGGUGCUCAGAGCAGCUCUAAGCUUUUCCAUCUUUCAUCUGCAUCCCACAAGUCCAGCUGCUGUCAUGCAUGCUAUCUCGUACCAGGUCAAGCCAUAGCUUCACCCUCAAAGUGAAGAGCAUGGAAGGUCAUGGCUCAGUGGGAGAUACGUUGUGACUCACAUUUCUGGUCAGCGCAAUGUCAGCACCCCGCUGUUCAUUCACCUCUAGUUAAGAAGCAGCAUUUUGGUCAAUUUGGGCCUUUUUUUAUAUAUAGAUAUUUGAUUCGGGUCAGCAAGCAACCAAAAGAAGCCCAGUCUGUCCAGAGCAGUGCCUCCCCAAUAUCCUCAACUGCAAAACAUCUCUUGGCCGAUUUUUAAUGAAAAUGCAAGCAUGUUUUCUACAACUGCUUAAAUCUUAAUCAAGGAAUGUCAGUGUGCCUAAUAUUGCAGGUCUUGUGAUUGAAACAAGUUCAUAACAGCAUCCAUGUCCAAAAUGAAGGGAGAAUGUGUAUUUACUCCAUGCAUGUAUUAAGGCAUCGCAAAAGUUUUAUCUGCAUAAUGAGUUUGCAAUACUGCAAAUUGUUAAUGGGGCUACGUCGCAAGUGGUUCUCUGCCUUGACAAUCAUGUAUACAUAUCGAGAUUUCUAUCAUAAUGAGAAUUUAAAGGGAUGAUUAAUUGUUUUCCUCCAAUAAAUCCAGUUUAAUCUCCCUGA